AUGCCUGCCAAUCCCUUCCUCCUAGCCGCUGAUAAUAGUCCGGCUCUACUACCCCUUCUUCGCGAGAACCCAACAUUGGCUUCGCAGCAGGAUGAUCAUGGCUACUCUUUAGUCCAUGCAGCAGCAAGCUAUAACCACCUCGAUCUUCUUCGCACCUUGAUUCGCGAAUUCAAUGUGGAUGUUAAUUUGCGCGAUGAGGAUGAAGAAACGGCGCUUUUCGUUGUCGAAACUGUCGAUGCUGCUCGGAUUUUAGUUGAAGAGCUAGGUGCUGAUACCGCAAUAACCGGUUCAGAUGGACAUACGGCGCGCCAGAAAAUAGCUGAAGAGGGUGAUUUCCCUGACGUCGCCGAGUACCUACAGAGCAAGGAGACUUCUAGCAACAACGCCCAAGCCCAGCAUCUCACGAAUGGAACUAAUGGGAACACGAAUGGUCCACUGCCCCUACCAAAUGGCAUCCAAAUAUCCGAUGUGUCUAUCAGCGCCGUUGCACCCGCCGAGGAGGAACAGAUCGAAGUCGAUUCUGAAUUACGAAGAAGGAUAGAACAACUAGCUGAGCGGGAUGACUUUCAUUCCGAAGCUGGCCAGGCAGAAUUGAGACGACUGAUUCAAGAUGCCGUCGCAGAUCAGAGUUGGGCAGGUCGCAAUGUCCGGUCGAGGCAAGAUUAG
This is a messenger RNA of Annulohypoxylon truncatum, 666 nucleotides long. RefSeq names its product ankyrin repeat-containing protein. The transcript has a single exon. Gene Ontology annotation, molecular function: protein binding. The coding region runs from base 1 to 666 and encodes 221 amino acids. The record is from RefSeq and is a predicted model, not a curated record. Lineage: Eukaryota; Fungi; Ascomycota; Sordariomycetes; Xylariales; Hypoxylaceae.